AGGAUAGCUCUUUGUUUGAGAAUAGCGUUGGACUCCUGGCAAGGUGAAAAUUUUGGUCAUUCUUUGUAUUUAAAAAAAACUAAAAGGGAGAAGACAUAGAAUAAAGUGCUUACCAUUUGUUUGGAACAUCUGCUGCCUUAAAAAUGUAUGAGGAUAGAAUAAUGCUUCCAAAACCAAAAAAAGGGCUAAGGAGUGAUGGAAAGCAAGAAUAGCACAGUGGUGACAGAAUUCAUCCUCCUUGGUCUGACGCAGUCUCAAGAUGCUCAACUCCUGGUCUUUGUGCUAGUUUUAAUUUUCUACAUCAUCAUCCUCCCUGGGAAUUUCCUCAUCAUUCUUACCAUUAGAUCAGACCCUGGCCUCUCAGCACCCCUCUACUUCUUUCUGGGAAACUUGGCCUUCCUUGAUGCAUCCUACUCUUUCAUUGUGGCUCCCAGGAUGCUGGCAGACUUCCUCUCUAAGAAGAAGGUCAUCUCCUACAAGGGCUGCAUCACUCAGCUCUUCUUCUUGCACUUUCUUGGAGCAGGGGAAAUGUUCCUUCUUGUUGUGAUGGCUUUUGACCGCUACAUCGCCAUCUGCCGUCCUUUACACUAUUCAAAUGUCAUGAACCCUAGAACUUGCUACACCUUGCUGUUGGCUCUGUGGCUUGGGGGCUUUACUCAUUCCAUUGUACAAGUGGCCCUUAUUCUCCACUUGCCCUUCUGUGGUCCAAACCAGCUGGAUAACUUCUUCUGUGAUGUGCCGCAGGUCAUCAAGCUGGCCUGCACAGAUACCUUUGUGGUGGAGCUCCUGAUGGUCUCCAAUAGUGGCCUGCUCACUCUUCUGUGCUUCCUGGGGCUUCUAGCAUCCUAUGCAGUGAUCCUAUGCCGGGUACAGGGACAGUCCUCUAAAGGGAAGAACAAGGCUCUUUCCACAUGCACCACACACAUUAUCAUUGUGUUUCUCAUGUUUGGACCUGCCAUCUUCAUCUACACUCGCCCAUUCAGAGCUUUCCCAGCUGACAAAGUAGUUUCUCUCUUUCACACAGUGAUUUUUCCUUUGCUGAAUCCUGUGAUUUAUACCCUUCGCAACCAGGAAGUGAAAGCAUCCAUGAGGAGGUUAUUGAGUCAGCACACAGUUUCCUGAAUGGAACAGAAGAAUGAGAAAAGAAAGAAAGGAGAAAAUCUAGUUUGAAUUAAUUAAAUCAUUUAUUUGUUAUAUACUGAAUCAGUCAGUCAUUUAGAAAAUAUUAUAUUUAUUCAGCACUUCUAGUUUUCAGGCACGUUUUUAAGAGUUUGAGUAAGACAGGUAAAAUUCCCUGUCUCCUGUGGUUACAUUCAAGUGGAUUAAGACAGGUUACACUAUUAGCUUGAAAAAGAAAACAUAAUAUUAAAACAAGAUAGUGCUCUAAAACAAAUAAAAAUAAUAUUAUGCUAGAGUUUGGCUGGAAGAUGGUAGUUAGUUUACUUUUGGUUGUUAAGCAAGGUCUUAUUGAAUGGUGUUUAGCUGAUAUUAGGAUGACCUGAAAGAAACAGCCAUACAAUUACCAGUGGACAAGAAAUUUGUGGGCAGAGAUAAUGACUAGUACAAGGACACAAAGACAUUAUGAGCUUGGUAUAUUUGAAGGGCAUAAAGAGGAAUAGAGUAGCUGCAGUGCAAUUAAUGAGUGUGAAAGUGGCAGGGAUUGAAAUUAGAGAGGUUGGUAUGAACAAAAUUUUACAUUUUAGAUGGUGGUAAGAAUUCAAUUCAUUCAAAUUUCAAAGAGAG
Phyllostomus discolor (pale spear-nosed bat) is the source of this 1743-nucleotide messenger RNA. RefSeq names its product olfactory receptor 4N5. The record is from RefSeq and is a predicted model, not a curated record. The coding region runs from base 196 to 1122 and encodes 308 amino acids. Gene Ontology annotation, biological process: G protein-coupled receptor signaling pathway. Gene Ontology annotation, molecular function: G protein-coupled receptor activity; olfactory receptor activity. The transcript has 2 exons. Gene Ontology annotation, cellular component: membrane. NCBI's taxonomy places the organism in Eukaryota, Metazoa, Chordata, Mammalia, Chiroptera, Phyllostomidae.